AUGAAAUUCUUCUCAGCUCUCACCUUUGCGGCAAGCAGCCUGGUGCUCGGCACUGUUGCGGUGCCAGCCCCCGAACCAGCUUCAGUUGGAGGAACUGUGUCCCCGUACAGCAUCACCUGUGCAGGGUUUAACACAGGCAGUCCAUUAUCGAUUGGCGAUAUCAAUUGGGCUCUUUCGAAUAGAAGAGAUGAGCUAGAUCUCAAGGCCGGAUGGUGGAAUAAACAAGAACUCACUUGCGUCAGUAACGAUGGACGUAAGAUUCAGCAAUAUGCAGUCAAGUUCACCUACAACCAUGCGCGCAGCAAUCCUCAGGCUAUGACACAACUGGCGAAGGAUCGUAGAGCGCUGGGGCCACCGGUUCCGAGCAAGCGCAAGCAUGUUGAGAAGCAGGUCCAGACAGACAAGAGAAGUCGCGUCGAAAGACCAACGACGAUACCAGCCGCCCGACCAUCAGGAACAGUCAACACCUGUGAAUCAAAGGGUCAUGUAACUCUUGAGCAAGCUGCUGGCGCCCAGUCAUUACAAACAUAUGAGAUUGAUGAAAUGCAUACUCGUAAGACGCUCUAUCAAGGUUCAGACCACCUUCGAAGCGCUGGCCACGUCUUCAUCACACCCAUUGUCUUCAGUACCCUGCCCUCGGACCGAAUUUAUCGUCUCAUGUGCUCUUUGACGAGCCGUGCUACAGUCACAGAAUCCUACGACGUGACAAAGUCAUUGAACUCGAAUACCAGCCCUAUCUGUCGCGCAGCCCACGCAAAGCGAAAACUUGGUCUGAGCGGUUGGCUGUGGUUGAAAAGCUGGCUAGUAAUAAGAGACUUUCCGAACACCUUACGCGGUAUUAUCGACUGUACCUUGAUCUGGAAAGAGAUGCUAAGAAGAUAG
This is a messenger RNA of Fusarium sp. VM40, 882 nucleotides long. The record is from the annotation of a GenBank genome assembly. Lineage: Eukaryota; Fungi; Ascomycota; Sordariomycetes; Hypocreales; Nectriaceae.